AUGCAGCUUAGAGGCUUCACUCCCAACCUUGUUACUUUCAAUAUACUUAUUAAUGGACAUUGCAAAGAUGGAGCAAUAAUUAAGGCACGAGAACCGCUAGAGAUGCUUUUAGAAAAUAGACUUAAACCUGAUAUAUUCACUUUUAGUUGUAUAAUUGAUGGACUUUGUCGAUUAAAGAGGACCGAGGAAGCUUUUGAAUGCUUUAAUGAGAUGGUUGAAUGGGGGGUUAAUCCAAAUGCUAUCAUUUACAAUAUCUUGAUUCGGUCUUUAUGCAGCAUCGGGGAAACUACAAGAUCAGUGAAGCUCUUAAGAAGAAUGCAAGAGGAAGGAAUAAGCCCUGACAUCUACUCCUAUAAUGCUUUGAUUCAAAUUUUCUGUAGGAUGAAUAAGGUUGAGAAAGCUAAAAAGCUUUUUGAUUCAAUGUCAAAAUCUGGCUUUAAUCCUGACAAUUACACAUACAGUGCUUUUAUAGCGGCGCUGUCUGAAUCUGGGAGAUUAGAAGAAGCUAAGAAGAUGUUUUACUCAAUAGAGGCAAAUGGUUGCUCUCCUGAUUCAUAUGUAUGUAACUUAGUUAUUAAAGCAUUGGUUCGGCAUGAUCGUGUUGAAGAGGCCCAAAAGAUCGUAGAAAGAUGCCGACAGAAAGGAAUAGCUUUGAACUGUACUCUUGAUUCAUAG
Molecule: messenger RNA, 675 nt
Organism: Medicago truncatula (barrel medic)
Lineage: Eukaryota; Viridiplantae; Streptophyta; Magnoliopsida; Fabales; Fabaceae
Product: putative pentatricopeptide repeat-containing protein At3g16890, mitochondrial
Exons: 1
Coding region: 1-675 (224 amino acids)
Molecular function (GO): protein binding
Source: RefSeq, a predicted model, not a curated record